Messenger RNA from Emiliania huxleyi CCMP1516, 655 nucleotides. RefSeq lists its product as hypothetical. The record is from RefSeq and is a predicted model, not a curated record. The transcript is spliced from 4 exons. NCBI's taxonomy places the organism in Eukaryota, Haptophyta, Isochrysidales, Noelaerhabdaceae. Bases 52 to 324 code for a protein of 90 amino acids.
CGAUAUCUGUGGCUGCGCCGUGUGCCGUGCUGCCUGUGUCCUCUCGCCGACAUGCCAGGCGCUCUCGAGGAGUGCUGCGCGUACUUCUGCACCGGCCUCUCCGUCUUUGGAGUGCUCGGUCUGUUCUUCAUGGGCUACACGCUCAAGUCGGGCAACCACUGGUUCCUCGGCGUCUCAAAGGAGGGGGCCGACGCGUCGGCGAUGGCGUGCUUCUACGCGGGCGUAAUCUAUGCGGUGUACCUCUUCUAUUGCGGCGCAAAGGUGAUGUCAUGGUCGGGGAAAAAGGGUGACGGCAGCGAGGAGCUGAUGCAUUCGGACGUCUAGUCUACAUGCGUCCGUGUUGUUGUAUGCGCUGCGCAGCCCACCUCUUGGGCGCGGGCGUCUUUACGCGCCGCCGCCGCACCUCUGUCCGCCCGCGCGAUGCGGGCUUGCGCGGGGCGGCUGCCUUCGCGCGCCGUGAGGAGGCAGGGAUCGUCUCUAUUUGUACGUUUCGUUUACCACGGGGCGGUGCCCGUGCCGCUGCCGGUCGGUCGUGAGUCGGUGUCACUCUUCGAAAGUCAAUCGAGUGUUAACGGGUCUAAGUGUGGCUAGCCACGCUCUUUCCGUGUGGCGCGCGGGCGGCGGGCGCGACCGCGGGGCGGGUCGCGCCGUUUCA